UUCAAAAUUUCGUCACAGAAUUCUUCAAUUCGACAAAUAAGGCAGGAUCCAAAUCCUCCCUUUUUGUCAAAUUUUAAACAAGAUGGUUUGGCAACGCAUACAUUAUACAACGGAUCUAAGUUUCAAGGGUCUCAAAAGUCGCAGGGAAAUUCCUAUGAUGUUGAAGUAAUUUUGCAGCAUAUAGAUCUGGAUAGCUCUUUCUUGUGUGGUUAUUUAAAAAUAAGCGGUUUAACUUUUGAAUUUCCUACAUUAACAACGUUCUUUGAUGGAGAAAUUAUAUCGCAGAAAUAUCCUUUUCUGACAAGAAAAUGGGAUGCUGAUGAAGAAACGGAUAAAGCGCACUGGAGCAAAUUUAAAGCAUUUGAAGAAUACCAAGAAACGUUCAACUCCGAUAGUUUCGAUUAUAGCACUUUGGCCAAGAGCGACUAUGUCUUUAUGCGCUGGAAAGAGCAUUUUCUUGUACCUGAUCAUACAAUACGAGACAUUAAUGGUGCAUCAUUCGCAGGCUUUUACUACAUAUGCUUUACCAAAUCAACCGGAAAAGUAGAAGGAUACUAUUACCAUAGAUCUUCAGAAUUGUAUCAAUCUAUUGACCUUAAUCAUAUUGAAGAAAAAUGUAUUCAAGUAUAUGAAUUUAGAUAAAUACAUAUGUAUAUCAAUAAAAGUACUAUAAUAUUGUUAAAAUACAAAUAUGCAUUAACCCUUUCUGUGGUUUUGUCGAA
Molecule: messenger RNA, 722 nt
Organism: Lucilia cuprina (Australian sheep blowfly)
Lineage: Eukaryota; Metazoa; Arthropoda; Insecta; Diptera; Calliphoridae
Product: glucose-induced degradation protein 4 homolog
Exons: 3
Biological process (GO): protein targeting to vacuole; negative regulation of gluconeogenesis; protein catabolic process in the vacuole
Cellular component (GO): GID complex; extrinsic component of membrane
Source: RefSeq, a predicted model, not a curated record